AUGAAGAAUGAGAAUUUAAGCGAAGAUCCAAAAAAUGUCCCUGCGGAGAACCAACAUGGAGAUACAUUCACAAGCAAGGCAAACAACGUGAGUGAGGUAAGCGACACGGGCAUGCAGAAGGAAGGUGAGAAGGAUACAUCAAUUAGAGGAGAAAAAGGAAAUCCCAAAAAAAGGGGAACAGAAGAAAAUGGGGAAGAUUCUUUUAGCCCGUCGUCUCCUCCUCAUGUGAAGCGGAAAAAGGAAUCUGAAGAGAUUUCACAGCAACGGGGAGAAAAACACAUGAAACGCCUCAACGAAAACGAAAAGAGAAGGGGGGGUGUUCCCGACGAAGGAGAAUCAAACAGUCGCAAAAACAAGAACGGAGAGAAAAAAAUAAUCAUUGACAAGAAUAAUCUUUUCCACGAAAUAAACAUGUUGUUAAAAAAAAAAUUAAAAAUUAGUGAUGCAAUAAAAAUUGACUUAUUUUACAAAGACAAUUGCACACAGAUAAAACCCUACGCCAUUUUUGACGAGUAUAAAUAUGUUAAUAUAGAAAAUAAAAUAAACUUAGAGAUAGUAAAUUUUUUGAGGAGGAGCUUACAGAGUGACAGGAAGGAUUUCCUGUCCAUACAUAGCAGCGUAGUGGAGCUGCGAGGAAGCUUCAAUGAUGAGCUAAUAAACCUACCAAUUGUUAAUCAAAUUAUUCUGCAGAAAAUUAGUAACAAUAAUUACAAGUACAAAUUUAAUAUCGACACCGAUGUGCUGAACUACAUUUAUGUCGAUCUGUUUAAAAUUCAUAAAAGUAAAUAUAAGUUCAAAAUUUUGGAAAAAAAAUAUGAACUGGAGGAGUGGUACUAUUACGACACAAGGAAGGAUCGACGCAAAGGGGGGGGAACCCCUCAGCUGAUUGGUGAGGCAACUGCUGCGGAGGGGGGUGACGUGCCGAAGAACGAAGGGGCGGAUCAAAAGCGUGAGGAAGAUAAGAACGAUCACCAGACACGCCACGAAAGAGCGAGUCAACAAAGCGACCAGGAGGAGAACAGCACAUCCAGCGAAUCGAACGAAAGUGACGCACUGAUAAAUUUGUAUAACGAGGAAAAGAAGAAGGAGGAGAUGCAUUUGCUCAAUGGGAAAACAAGGAAGAAAAAGAAGAAAAGGAAGAAGAGGAAAAAAAAAAUUGUUGAUAAGGACAAGGUAUACAUGGAAAAGUUAAAAAAGCUAGUUGAAGAGGACAGCGAUCAUGAAGAUAAUCCCACGUCAAGUGACCACAACUCUGCCGAAUCGGAUGACUCGUCUAAUGACAGAAAUCAGAUUUUGUAUAGGAGGAAAAUAAUAUAUUCGAGGGAUGGUGACGGGACGGUAAUAAGCGCGUUUAAGGAGGUGGAAAACGACACUGUCUGUGUUUAUUACCCGAACAGUUCAUACAACCAGUGUCUGAAUUUGAGUUCGUUUGAGCCUCUGCUGGGGGGUGGAGCAGCCUCUGCGGUCGACUCCACCGAAAUGCCUUCCACCGAUGGUGUACACCGCCGCAAGUAUGACAUAUAUGAGCACAAAAAUGGGCAAAGCAGCGUGGGAGUCAUCGGGGGGAACCACGCAGGAGAAGCACCCAACCUAGACGCUCUGGAUGAAGAGAACAUAAAGAUAAAAAAAAGAUACGUGAGGGACAUCUCAAUUUACAAUUUCUGUUGCGAUGAAAAGUACAAGGGAUGUAGCCUAUUUUUACAUGUGGCGAAAAAUAAAAAAUUGAAAAAUGUGAAAAUAGACUACAACAUUGACUACUCCGAUUUUUCCAACAAUUUGGAUAUCAUCAAAAUGUACGAAGUGAAGGGCGAGGGCAGUUCGAAUGCCAAGGGGGGGGAGAAUAAACGAAAGGACGUGGGGAAGCUGUUCGAGUUGGAGAAGGACUGGAAGGUGAACGUGGAUAUCUACGUCGACAUUGAGAGGGUUGUGCGGGAGUUCAGGAAGCGGGAAGAGGGGAGUGAUAUUCUCCAGAUUGGCGGCGUGAUGGCCGACGGUGACCAAGGUGACGAUCGCCGUGACAAGUUCGGUAAUAGGCAAGGCCCAUCGAAUAAACUGGACUACGUGAUAUACAACUUUUACAAAAACUUCGAGUGCCUAAUCAACUUAAUGAACAAGCUGAAGAAUAAUAGCACCAAGUUCGAUUACUUCUACCCGAAGAUGAUAGGAGACGUGAAUGAAGAAAUCAGGAAGCACUACGAUAAGAAAAAAGUUAUUUUGUUGAAAAAGUCCAAUAUUAAAUAUAUUCGCAUUUUUAACAAUGAGGUGAAAAGAAUAAUGAUCCUGUUCUUUGUGCCGUAUGGCUCCAAAAUCUUGGACCUUGCAUGCGGCCAUGGACAAGACAUGCUCAAAUACAACACGGUGAAAAAUAAGGUCUAUGUUGGACUGGACAUCUCCAAGAAGGAAAUCGAGUUGGCCAAGGAACGCUUAAGUCAGAAUGAUGUAAAAGGCUUGUGUAAUCUUGACAACUUUUUAUUUCUCCAAGGGGAUAUUUUAAAUAAUAAAUUUUUCCGAAAAUGGAAAAAUAAAAAUAUCACAUUUGACAUAAUUUCGAUAAAUUUGGCCAUGCAUUACGUGGUGUACAAUGAGAAGUCUUCUAAAAAAUUUUUUAAGAUUAUCGAAAAUUUUUUGGAGAGUGAGGGCUUGCUGCUGGCGACCACCAUUUCGACCAUCACGCUGACUGACUUUUUGAUGAAGCGCUCCGUCACGGAGGUCGUUAACGACUCCAUCACGCUGACGCUAGAGAAUGACCUGUUCACGAUCCGAUUCGACCAAGAAAAUCUCCUCAAAAUUUUCAAGAAUAAAAUGUGCCUAGAAGAAUUCGUAGAAUUCGUCAACAGCAACAGCACAGUGUCUCAGGUGAAAUACGACUAUUUCCACAAGUUGAUAAAAAACGCCUUGGAAAACACGUUGGGCAUCAAGUAUUAUUUUUACCUAUACGAUACCAUUGACGCGAAUGAAUUUGUCAUUCCACAGAAAUAUUUAAAAGAUAAGUUGCAAGAACUGAACAUGGUUGAGCUAUUCAAUAACAGCGCCAUCAUGUUCCUUCAUUACAUCACCAACAAUCUAGAGACAUACGACAAGUACCAAAAUAUAAACUACUUUAACUUAAUCAAUAAAACUAUCGAUAAGUACAUUUUUGACGAUAUUAAAAUGCGGCUUAAUAAAAUUCAUGGCUAUAAUAGGGACUCCCAAAUUUAUUUUGACAUUUGUUCUUUGUACCAUGUGUAUGUUUAUAAGAAGAAUUUCGAUGCGUCCAUAUUGGGGGUGGUGUAA
Messenger RNA from Plasmodium coatneyi, 3273 nucleotides. RefSeq names its product mRNA-capping enzyme. Bases 1 to 3273 code for a protein of 1090 amino acids. The record is from RefSeq and is a predicted model, not a curated record. Gene Ontology annotation, biological process: 7-methylguanosine mRNA capping. The transcript is spliced from 2 exons. NCBI's taxonomy places the organism in Eukaryota, Apicomplexa, Aconoidasida, Haemosporida, Plasmodiidae. Gene Ontology annotation, molecular function: mRNA 5'-cap (guanine-N7-)-methyltransferase activity. Gene Ontology annotation, cellular component: nucleus.